Molecule: messenger RNA, 1797 nt
Organism: Erigeron canadensis
Lineage: Eukaryota; Viridiplantae; Streptophyta; Magnoliopsida; Asterales; Asteraceae
Exons: 7
Coding region: 228-1691 (487 amino acids)
Source: RefSeq, a predicted model, not a curated record
GUUAAUUGAUAUUUUCUUUAAUUCAAAUUCAUCCGAAUCUCAAAACCCAUCACCACACCCUACCGACAGCCACCACCACCUCCAUCUCACAAAAAACAUUUGUCUUUUUUCUCAUUUCCCAAAUUCCCAUCAAACCCUAAUAACAAAGAUCAUGUCUUUCCAUAUCCAUACAUAUAUCUAUAUCUAUAGUUUUCCAAACUAAAAUAAAAAAUCAAGAAAUAAGAAACAUGGGGUCAGUAGAAAGAUCAUUUGAAGCAUGGGAAGAAGUCCAAAGACAUGGAUUAGAUUUAGCAGAUAGAUUAACACAAGGUUUUAAUGGUCUUUUAAUCCAAACCCAUAUAAAUCCACCAUCUUUAGACAAGAUUUUUGAUGUUAAAUUUCCAUCAACUUUUGAUGUUAAAUUUCCAUCAACUCAAAAUUUUAUAACCCCAGAUCUUGGAAGACUGAUUUUAGUCAAUAAACAUGAUCAAAGUUAUGGGCUUUUUAAUGGUGUUUCUGCAGUUUUUGAUAUGGGUCAUAAGUUGGGUCAAGCUGGGAUGGACUUUGGUGCUAAUUUAAAUGGGCUUGUUCACCAGUUUUUUCGUCGGUUUCCGUUUCGAAAUGAGGCUGAUGAUUUGAGGCUUGUGGAUAAUAAUGGUAAUAUUAGUAAUAAUGGUUUAGGGGUUAAUUUGAAGGUGAAUGUGAAUGAGGAUGUUGGUGUGUUGACUAAAAAGUUUAAAGAUUUUGGAUUUAGUGAUGAGAUUGAAAAAGUUAAAAAUGAUGAGGGUAAUGAUGAAGAGGGUGUUUCUGGAUUUAGUUUGAAACUUGCUCAGUUUUCGGGUAAAUCUCAGGGAAUGCUUAAUAUUUCAUCAACGUUUGAUAGUCGGACACGUGAUGUUGAAAGUUCGUUGGUUGCAAGGGGGGAUAUUUGGAGAGUAGAAGCUUCACGUGGUAGUUCUACAUCAAGGAUUGAAAGUCCUUCCCUUUUUCUUGUCCAGCUUGGGCCACUACUUUUUGUUCGUGAUUCUACUCUUCUUCUGCCAGUUCAUUUGUCAAAACAACAUUUGCUUUGGUAUGGUUAUGACAGAAAGAAUGGAAUGCACUCUCUUUGCCCAGCAGUGUGGUCAAAGCAUAGAAGGUGGCUGUUGAUGUCGAUGGUGUGCCUGAAUCCACUGGCUUGUUCGUUCAUGGAUUUGCAGUUCCCCAACGGCCAGCUGACAUAUGUAGCUGGUGAAGGCUUAUCAACCAGUGCUUUCUUACCCCUCUUUGGUGGUCUGCUUCAAGCUCAGGGUCAAUAUCCAGGAGAAAUGAGGUUCAGUUUUUCAUGCAAGAAUAAUUGUGGUACACGCAUCACACCAAUGGUACAAUGGCCCGAUAGAUCGUUUACCAUGAGUUUUGAACAAGCUUUAGCAUGGAAGAGAUCUGGUCUCAUGGUCAGACCAACUGUCCAGUUCUGCUUACACCCAACAUUUGGUGGGAGCGAUCCCGGACUGAAGGCAGAAGUUGUCCAUUCAGUGAAUGAGGACUUGAACCUAAUUGGUGGUUGUUCAUUAGCAUCACUUCCAUCGGCAUUUGCAUCACUAUCUCUAGGAAGAUCAAAGUGGAAUGGAAAUGUCGGAAGAUCGGGGAUAGUGUUAAAAGCUGAAACACCUCUUGGAAGUGUUGGUCAGCCAUCUUUUUCUGUUCAAUUAAAUAGCGGUAUAGAGUUUUGAAUGUUUGGUGACAAUUGUGAAUAUAUGGUCUUUGUUUUUGACAAGCACUCUUUUUUUUCAUGUAUAUAAACUCGGUUUUAAUGAAACUUGUACAUCUAUUUUGUUU